CAUCAUCCCAAAAAGCCCCCGUUGGUGAAUCUAAGUGCUCAAAUGGAGGUAAGUAUGUCUCUCAACGCGUUAACUCGGCUUCCACUGAAGAACACGGGAAGACUCGAAGAGUUCGGUUUAGCUAGACAUUCACUGUUCACCUCGAGAACGCCAUGCCUAGAGACGGCGCAGCGGAGGAGGAAGGCUUUAGUGGUGGAGGCGAAGGGGAAGAAAGGUAUGGCGGCGCGUCAGUAUCAACGUACGCCUCCUCCUAUGCCUAAGAUUGAAGAUGACGGAAACCCUAGAUUCGUUAUCUUCAUUCGUAUGGCCAAUGUGUACCUUUGGUAUCCUCUCAGUAUAAUAGCAGGUGGUACAACUGCCAAGAUCAUGGUUGCUGCGAAAGAUAACCUCUUGGGGAAGUAUAUUUACAAAGACACCAUUGCAAGAAACAUAGCUGCUGUUAUUUACAGAGAUGAGAAGGAGAUACAAAAGACAGCAAUUAAGCAGCAUCGUGUCUUGCGGACUGCCACUGAGUUUCGAUAUGGCUACAAACUUGUUGAAAAUGGAAAUAUGAGAGCUGCACUGAGUACCUCAGAUGUUAUCGAGCUCCCAACCCAGGACCAGCUUAAAACAGUAUUCGACAAAGUGAAGGACUUUUUCGGGGAUGCAAAAGAGUCAUUCGGAAAGAUUUCAUCACUGAAUCCUGGGACAGAUGAAGAAACCGAAGGAAGCCCUGAUGAGAAAGCCAAGUAAGUAUGCAUUAUAAACAGGGUCCAAGGCUGAACGAUUGACACACGAUGGGCUGAUUCCUAAUGUCUCAACCGUCUUGAUAUGGGAUGCAGAAGUUCACUGGAUAGGGCGAGAUGCCCGCUACUUUGUGCACAUUUUUCUUUAUACACCUCUCUGAGAGAAACAGUUUCUCCUAAAUCUCUUGUAACAUAUAACUUAUUGUGUCUGUAGAUUUGUUGAAAGAAAGAGCUGUUUGGUUACAAAUUUUCGAGUUCAA
Brassica oleracea var. oleracea is the source of this 985-nucleotide messenger RNA. RefSeq names its product protein HHL1, chloroplastic. The coding region runs from base 43 to 732 and encodes 229 amino acids. The transcript has 6 exons. Lineage: Eukaryota; Viridiplantae; Streptophyta; Magnoliopsida; Brassicales; Brassicaceae. The record is from RefSeq and is a predicted model, not a curated record.